Messenger RNA from Meloidogyne enterolobii, 1096 nucleotides. The record is from the annotation of a GenBank genome assembly. NCBI's taxonomy places the organism in Eukaryota, Metazoa, Nematoda, Chromadorea, Rhabditida, Meloidogynidae.
AUGAAAGGUGUUUCAGCAGGAAAAAGAAAAAGACGUUCAAAACCGAAAACAAAGCCAACAAAAUUUAAAAAACAACAAAAAAGAGAACAAAAUAAGGAAAUAAAAACGGAAAAGAAACAAAAUCCUUUUGAUUUGGCUUUUAAUAAAAAACAUGGGGGUAAUUCUAAAGUUAAACAAUCAAAUGGAUUUUUGGGGAAGUCAAAGAUUUUGGAUCGAAGAAUUGGACAACGUAAUUCUCAACUUUCUGAAGAAAAUAAAGGAGAAAAACGUUUUAUUUUCCAACAAAAAAAGUUGGCAGAAAAAAAGAAUGCCGAAAUUGGAGUUAAAAAUGUCGAUUUUCAAAAACAAUCGGAAGUUGAAGGGUUUGGUUUAGAACGUGUUCAUUGGAGAAAUAUGGGAAAUUCUGAUGAAAGUAGCAAUGAGGGAUCUGAUGACGAAAGUUUUGGAAAUAAAUCUAAACGGGCAAAAAAAGAAUCUUUGGCUGAAUUAGUUGCCCAUGACCGCCAAAUGCGUGCAUUAAAGACAAUGUUAAAAGAUGAACAGGAAGAAAAAACUGAACGUUUGGAUAUUUGUUUUAAAGAAAUUAAACAAUUUGGAGGGUUAAAUCAAAUUAGUAGGCAAUCUAAUAAAAUAAAGGAGGAUGAGGAAGAAUUGGAGGAUAAUUAUGAUUUUUUGUAUCAUCAACUUCAAUUUCAACCAACAAUUGUUGCUCAACCAAACAAUGUUUUAAUUGAAAAUAAAUUGAACAAAACAGCUGAACAACAAAGAAAGGAAAAGAAAAAUUUGGAAAAUCCAGAACAAUUAGAAAAAGAAGAAAAGGCUAAAAAAGCCGUUCAAUCAAAAAUUGCAAAAGAAAGAGAAAAGAAAUGGGCAAAAAGAGUAAAAAAUGAAAGAAGAAAUACAAUUAAAUAUUUAAGGAGAGAAGCUAAAAAUUCUGCAAAACUUUUUAUCGAGAAGAGGAGACAAAUAAGAAAAGAAAGGGAUGAAAAAACUAAAAAGAUUUUGCAGUCUUUGGAAGUACAGGAAUCGGAAUAUAAAAAAUUACAGGCAAUUGGGGGAAAACUCUGAGAAAAUUUUUUUGUUUUUUUAAUUAAAA